Molecule: messenger RNA, 844 nt
Organism: Caenorhabditis elegans
Lineage: Eukaryota; Metazoa; Nematoda; Chromadorea; Rhabditida; Rhabditidae
Gene: mrps-18B
Product: 28S ribosomal protein S18-2, mitochondrial
Exons: 5
Coding region: 9-725 (238 amino acids)
Source: RefSeq, marked reviewed
UUUCAGGUAUGUUAGCCACUGGGGGAUCAUUCGCACGAAGGCUGAUUCAUUCUUCCUGCCGAUUGGCUUGCGAAGGAAAAACUAAAGAAGUUCCGACUCCAGAAGAGGCCGGAUACGCUUACAAUCAUGUUGAACGAAAGAAGGGAAUGUACAAACCACAACACAGUAUUGCCGAGCAGAUUUCCUAUAUGAAAAGUCGAGGAUACGCAGAGGCUUACAAAGGACUUCCGAUUUACAGAUGGUAUAAGAGAAACAUCAAGGGUCAAUCGAAACUUCAACCACCUCCAAGACUUUUCUGCAUUGAUAAACACGGCCGAUUCAAUCUAAAUCAUGCUUGUCCAGUGUGCCGUGACGAAUAUCUAUACUUCGACUACCGAAACCCAGGUCUCAUUGAACAAUUUUUGGCAGAUGGCACCGACCAACCAAUCGAUAUCCUGAAGAGUGGACUAUGUCGUGAACAGUACACGCUACUUCGUGCACAACUUCUGAAAGCAAAAGAACAUGGAACAAUCACAUUUGGAGUAGAAUUCCGAAACUUUGAUUAUCGUCAAUGGUACAAAAGCUGGACAGAUGAACCUGGAAAGCCUGUUGAGAGAGCUGGUGUACGUCUGCAAGAUAUUCAUCCAGAUCCACUUGUUCACUUCCCAACAUUCAAAAAUGACAAGAACAACGACUGGGACGAAUGGUGGAUUCGUCAUGAUAAAUUUGCCAAGAAGGCAAAGUAAUUGUUUUAAUUUUCCUAGCGUGUUCGGUUUUCAGCAAUUUUCUUCGAAUUUUAGUAGGUCUCUAUCGUAAUUUGUUAUCACUUGUUGUUGGUUCUAAUAAAAAUUGAGCUCAAUUAUUU